Messenger RNA from Xenia sp. Carnegie-2017, 563 nucleotides. RefSeq names its product 17-beta-hydroxysteroid dehydrogenase type 1-like. The transcript has a single exon. The coding region runs from base 63 to 563 and encodes 166 amino acids. The record is from RefSeq and is a predicted model, not a curated record. Lineage: Eukaryota; Metazoa; Cnidaria; Anthozoa; Malacalcyonacea; Xeniidae.
AACGUAAAUAUUCUGUGGUACUGGUGAAGCAAAAAUAGUCAGCGAAAUUUAAAAAUCAAAUAAUGUCUGAAGAAAUUGUUCUCAUCACUGGAACAUCAUCCGGUAUCGGAUUGUCGACGGCUGCAUUGCUCGCAAAGCAAACAAAUAAUAAAUUUAAAGUGUACGCAUCAAUGAUGGAUACAGACGAAAAGAAUCAAUUGUUGGAGAAAACUGCUGGUUGUAGCAAUGUUGUUGUUAUAGAACUAGAUGUUCGUUCGGAAGAGUCUGUUAACGAUGCUAUAAAUCAAAUUUUGGGAAACGAAGGACGCAUUGAUGUUAUUGGUAAGAUUUCUUACAUACAUAAAUAUUCUGCUGCCUAUGUAAUUUUGAUAUUGAGCGAUGUUGUACACACGCACGAUUGUUCAAAUGAUUUAAUUUUGUUAAAAAUUCCCUAUUCUGCAGCGGAUAAAGAGAGUACCAUUGUCAAAAUUCAUAAUCAUACUUGCAUGGAUUUGCAUCUACAACAAUUCAUGUCAGUCAUAGAUAGUGAAAUAAGAUCGUUGUUCCUCUCACUGACUUCUUAA